Molecule: messenger RNA, 1826 nt
Organism: Darwinula stevensoni
Lineage: Eukaryota; Metazoa; Arthropoda; Ostracoda; Podocopida; Darwinulidae
Source: the annotation of a GenBank genome assembly
UUCCAUCCCAUGUAGGGUGUCCCACUGGGCACUGAGUGAGUGUGCAUUUAUUUUUUUGGUGUUUUGUGUUCAACUCAUAGAUUCCCCUAAACAGUGUAAUUUCAUAAAUAUUCUUUAUAGCCAGUCUGAUGUGGGACAAAAUACCUAUAUUUGUGAAUGUCAGCCUUUCUGUAUUUGGCUACUUCUUGACCCUAAGCAUCAUCCCCAAAUUCCGAGAUUCAUUCCUCAGGGCUGGGAUCUUUGGACGUGAUCAAUGCAAAAAGACUGAUAAGAAGAUACCUGAGGCAGUUGGAGUGCUGUCAGCAUGUGUAUUUCUGGUCAUCACCUUCCUCUUCAUCCCAGUACCUUUUGGACAUUAUUUCUUUGGAUCUGCAGCAGAGUUCCCAUAUCAUGAGUUUGUAGAGUACCUUGCAGCCCUGCUCUCCAUCUGCUGCAUGGUGCUGUUGGGUUUUGCAGAUGAUGUUCUUAACCUCAAGUGGAGGCACAAGCUCCUCCUUCCAUCUCUUGCAACUCUCCCCCUUCUUUGUGUGUAUUAUGUCAACUUCAACUCCACGACUGUCAUUAUACCUCAUCCUCUGAGGUUCUCAUUUGGAUAUUCGCUAGAUUUGGGUAUCCUAUAUUAUUUUUACAUGGCUGUGAUAGUUGUAUUCUGUACAAAUGCCAUCAACAUCUUGGCGGGUGUAAAUGCCCUGGAGGUGGGACAGUCUCUUGUGAUAUCUAUGAGCAUCAUCAUCUUCAAUCUGAUCGAAUUAUCUCGGGAUGCCAGACAGCAUUUCUUCUCUCUUUAUUUUAUGAUACCCUUCUUCUUCACAUCAUUGGCUCUCUUCAAACUCAACUGGUGUCCAGCAGAAGUGUUUGUUGGUGACACAUUUUGCUAUUUUUCGGGAAUGACAUUUGCUGUUGUGGGGAUAUUGGGGCACUUUAGCAAAACCAUGAUGCUCUUCUUCCUCCCUCAACUGGUCAACUUCAUUUACUCUCUACCACAACUUUUCCAUUUUGUUCCAUGCCCACGACACAGACUCCCAUGGUGAGGCAUUGUUGACUAUUUGAUGUUUCUCAACCAACUUGAAAAUAUCCUGAUGAAUUUGUCUUGUCAAACAAGGUAUGACAAAAAGCUGGACAAAGUGCAUAUGAGCAAAGUCCAGUUCAGGCCUUCAUCAUUAAAUCCUUUGGGUCGCCUGAUCAUAUUGGUGUUUCGUCACCUGGGUAUUCUUCAUGUCACAGAAGGUUUAGGAGAAGGAAAAGACAUGUGGGAGGUGAACAACUUCACACUGAUCAACUUUGUGCUGCGAUUCCUUGGACCACUGCACGAGUCCACUCUUGUUACCAUUCUCCUCGCUAUCCAGGUUGCCUGCAGUGUGAUUGCAUUCAUCAUCCGUUACCCACUGGCCCAGUUAUUCUAUGAUGUGUGACUACCUGCACAGAAACUUCAUGCAGUUUGAUGGUCUCUUGUGUUUUUUUAUAAUACAGUUGCUAAGGGUGUUGAUUUCCAUGUUUUGUAUCCAGAAAACAUGUGCAAGAGUACCUGACAAACAGACAUAGAGAAUAGGUCCAAAACAUCAUAUAGUGAUACAAUUAAAGGAAAAAAAAGAAGCUUCUAGUCAUGGAUAUGCUGGAUAAGUAUCUAGAACAAGAAAAAUCUUGAACUCCUUCAAGUUUGAGGUUCCUUCAAGGACUACAAUUACUCAUUAACCCCUGUACAAUUGCCUCUUUCUCACCAGUGUUAGUUGCAUGAGUCCUGAGUCCCAACAAGUUGAUAUUGUAGUUUGAAUAGUUGUCCUUCUGUUGGUCACUAAUUAAAGCUGCUUUCUUGAACCAAUGAACCC